Python bivittatus (Burmese python) is the source of this 672-nucleotide messenger RNA. RefSeq names its product fibroblast growth factor 19 (gene FGF19). Lineage: Eukaryota; Metazoa; Chordata; Lepidosauria; Squamata; Pythonidae. Gene Ontology annotation, molecular function: growth factor activity; fibroblast growth factor receptor binding. Gene Ontology annotation, biological process: fibroblast growth factor receptor signaling pathway. The record is from RefSeq and is a predicted model, not a curated record. Gene Ontology annotation, cellular component: extracellular region.
AUGGGGCUGCAGCUCGGCAAAGCCCGCGUCGCGCCUCUGGCUCUGCUGGGCCUUUGCUUCGCGAUGGCGGUCAAGUCGGUGCCCCUGGCCGAUGCCGGACCGCACGUCAACUACGGCUGGGGGGAACCUAUCCGGUUCAGGCACCUCUACACGGCCAGCCGGCACGGGCUGUUCAGCUAUUUCCUGAGGAUCCACGGCGACGGCCGAGUGGACGGCGCUGUUAGUCAGAGUCGACACAGUUUGCUGGAGAUCCGAGCAGUAGCGCUUCGCACGGUGGCGAUCAAGGGCGUGCACAGCUCUCGCUACCUGUGUAUGGAGGAGGAAGGCAGGCUGCACGGGCUGCCUAUAUAUACUACAGAGGAUUGUUCUUUUGAAGAGGAGAUACGUCCAGAUGGCUACAACAUCUACAAGUCAAAGAAAUAUGGAAUCUUGGUGUCCUUAAGUAAUGCCAGGCAAAGACAACAGUACAAAGGAAAAGACUUUCUUCCACUGUCUCAUUUCCUACCUAUGAUGAACACUGUGCCAGUGGAAACUACAGGUUUUGGAGAAUAUGGUGAUACCAGGCAGUAUUUGGAAUCUGGCAUUUUCAAUCAACCAGUUGAAACUGACAGCAUGGAUCCCUUUGGUAUCACUUCCGAAGUAUCAUUAGUACAAAGUCCUAGUUUUGGUUAG